GGAGGUCGCGAUGUGCCCACCCUCCGGCGUCCCUGGCGGCCGCUGAUAGGCGGCAGCGGGAGCGGUUCUCCCCACCCGCACCGCACCGCGUCGGUGCCUGGCAGCCAGAGGAUCGGCCCCGCCGCCAUCGCCAUGGGCACCCGGGACGACGAGUACGACUAUCUCUUCAAAGUUGUGUUGAUUGGGGACUCUGGAGUAGGGAAGAGUAAUCUUCUGUCACGCUUCACUCGCAAUGAGUUCAACCUUGAGAGUAAGAGCACCAUCGGGGUGGAAUUUGCCACCAGAAGCAUCCAAGUGGAUGGGAAGACGAUAAAAGCUCAGAUCUGGGACACUGCAGGGCAGGAACGAUAUCGUGCCAUAACCUCAGCCUAUUACCGUGGUGCGGUUGGGGCCCUCCUUGUCUAUGACAUUGCCAAACAUCUCACCUAUGAGAAUGUCGAGCGUUGGUUAAAGGAGCUCCGGGAUCAUGCAGACAACAAUAUUGUCAUCAUGCUGGUGGGAAACAAGAGUGACCUGCGCCAUCUGAGAGCUGUGCCCACCGACGAGGCCCGGGCUUUUGCAGAAAAAAAUAACUUAUCUUUUAUUGAAACUUCGGCCCUGGAUUCCACAAAUGUAGAAGAAGCCUUCAAGAACAUCCUCACAGAAAUCUACCGCAUCGUCUCACAGAAGCAGAUUGCAGAUCGAUCUGCACACGAUGAGUCUCCCGGCAACAAUGUAGUUGAUAUCAGCGUCCCGCCAACCACCGAUGGACAGAAAUCCAACAAACUCCAGUGCUGUCAGAACCUGUGACCUGUAGAUGCUGUUUGUGUGCCCCUCACAUCUUCUGUGCUUCAGUUAGAAACUUGUGUGGGCUUCUUUCAAAUAUUUCCUGUGAUUCAGUGACUCCCUGUGUUCCUCUUCUCCACACCCCUCCCCAGCCCCCUUCUGUCAUCUUAGAGCUUUAAUUGUAGGGCUAACAUUCCCUUGCCUCUGAAAUUCCCUUUUGAAUGUGAUGACGUUUGGGCUUGAAAUGUAGGCACUGAUCUGGUAGACAUACUUGUUGUGGAACAUCUGCUGCUGGAUGUUAUCCCGUGAAGCACUCUCCUCAAAUGUAUAUUUUUAUUUUUGUGUGGGAGAGGAGGCAUGGGGACUUGGUUAGAAUGGCUGAAGAAAUAACUACAUUUAGGUUUUCAUUUGUCUCGUAGUCAGACUUUUUCACAGCCCCUUAUGUUUCU
This is a messenger RNA of Mauremys mutica (yellowpond turtle), 1214 nucleotides long. RefSeq names its product RAB11B, member RAS oncogene family (gene RAB11B). Lineage: Eukaryota; Metazoa; Chordata; Testudines; Geoemydidae. The record is from RefSeq and is a predicted model, not a curated record. The transcript has 5 exons. Gene Ontology annotation, cellular component: recycling endosome. Gene Ontology annotation, molecular function: GTPase activity; GTP binding. Bases 133 to 789 code for a protein of 218 amino acids. Gene Ontology annotation, biological process: regulated exocytosis; constitutive secretory pathway.